ACGUAAGGUUUCCGUAGAAACCGAACUGGCUUUCGUCUGUUGCCUUCUGUUUUGUCGCUUUUCUUGACAAAACAAUCAUGGAAGUUAAAUCUUCACCCAAAAUAUGAGAAGGGAUAAACUACAUAAACUCUUGACAUUCGACAUGGGUUUUCAUAUAUAAAAUCGAACACGUUUUAUCCGAGCUGGUCAGCGCAAUGGGUCCAUCAGGAGAUAAAGUGAGCCCAGAACUGAAGGAUCUGGUCGCAGACACUCGAGAAAAAUCCGAAAACAAGGUUAACGACGUGCUUUCUAAAUUAAAAGAUCUUUUAGGCAGGAAGUCUUUAGGAGAUCAGAGGGAUCUGGAGGCAUGCAAACAGAGUCUUUACUCUCACGGUGUGCUGCAGUACUGCUCUUCUUCCCUGAGAUUCAGUCCAGCCAAGAUUCACGGAGGCUAUGCGGCUCUGACACAGAUGGCAGACCUCCUCAGCACAUGCUGUGUGGGUCUGGGAGCUUUCAGAGACAUGGAGGUGUUUAGUCACGAUUUUCUGCCUUCUGUGGUGGAAAGCCUUCUUUUUCUUGCAGACCGUCUAAUGAACAGAGCUUUGCGGGACAAGGCACAUAAUGAGAUAAUCCGUUUAUUUAGAAAAGUCUUUGAUUCGAUUGGCUGGCUCCUCAGGACUCAUACACAUCUCAUUCAUCACGUUCUGAGAUCUAAACAUUAUGAGAACAUCCAAGUCUGUGAAGAUGACGACGUCUCCAUUGUUACUGUCACCAUGUGGAACAAUAUCUUCAGGGCAAACGGUGCUGUUGUAGCUGAGAUGGGAAACAGGGCUCUGACUGACAUCAUGGAUGAUAUUGUGUAUAAAAUGUCCAGUAGCUCGAAUCCUGUGAUUGGCAGAGCAGCUGUAAAGACCCUUGUUCUGAUUAUGGACCACAGCAGCUCAACCCAUCAUCUCAUUCACAAACGAUACAGAGGUUUGGCUGAUUUAGCUGUGAAAGACUGGCGUGGUAAAGGCUUUGACUCUGUUCUGGAUCAGCUUAUUGAUCACUUGCGGUCAGACGUCCCAUGGAGAGACACUACGGAGUCAUCUGAGGAGUGUGUGCGAGCAGCUUGUAUUAUCCAGGCAGCCUGGAGAGCCCAUCAGACCCGGAAAAGACUUCGGAAACUCCCCAGAGCGGUCAGCACACUACAGCGCAGCUUCAGGGAAAAGCGCAGGCGACAACAGGAACACACUGAGAGAUAUCGCGCAGAAGAAGAAUUACGUCAUCAAGUGUGUCUGCGAAGACAGAGAGCCAUGAGACAGUUCCGCCAACACCAGCUUCAUCUGAUGGAGAUACUGCCGGCUGCCCAGGUGGAGAGAUACCUGGGGGAGCUGGAGAACAAGGCAGCUGUGCUGAUUCAGAGAGUGUGGAGAGGACACCGAGAGAGACGCAGCUUCCAGCAGCACAGAUACAUUCUCAGACAGCACAGAGCUGCUGUCACUCUACAGAGAGCCAUUCUGCAGUUUUUAAAACGUCGUAGAGCACAGAGAAGUAUUCUCACGCCAUUAAAAGGACCCAGAGGACUGACUGACAGGAGAAGAACGGAGCUCAGGCAACACAUACAGGAGCACAUCUCCCUACAUCCCUCUUCAGUGACGUCAGCAGAGGGCAGUGUGGAGCUCCAUCAGAGAGCACAGAGUCUCCUGCACCAGCACCUGAUCCACAGAGCAUCCGAUCGAGCGCAGGAGCAGCACAGACAGGCUCUACUUGCGCAGAUCAACACAGACUUGGAGCUUUUACUAAAUGCGCCGUCGCUGAAGGAUGCCAGAGCGGAGGAUGUGAAUCUGUUCCUGAGCCGCUCCUGCCCUGUGGCCACACGCGCCCGUCAAUCCCACAAUGCCUUGAUGCAGAGCAUGCGUCUCCCGUGGUGGAGGACGCUCGGAGAGGAGUCCUCCAGCCCAGAGGAGCCUCCCAGGAAAGACUAUGACAUGGACAUUGAGUCACUGUAUCUAGGUGGCAACUAACAGAUGAUGAAACUCAGACUUUAUUUGCAAUAUAUUGUUCAUAUCAAUAUGAAAGAAUGAUACAUGUGGACAGGUUUAAUAGCAAGUUAAGGCUUCCAAUGUGAUUUAAGAGCAAUAUCACAAACAACAGAACAAAUACAGUGAACUACAUUUACAUUUUUUUGGGUGAACUGUCCUUUAAAAAAAACAGCAAAACAAUACAAGUUUUGUACAUAAGUUCUUGUCUUUUUGUUAAAUGUAUUAUUAAACAUGUCAGGUACAUGGUGCACUAGCAGUCAGUUUCAAGACUAUUAUAGUCACCUUUUUAACAUCAUAUAAAGUGCUAGUUAUUUAUAUUUAUUUAGUUAGUUUGGGGUCAUAUAUCAGCUGUGGUAUUUGGCUUUUUUUUAUUUUUAUCCAGGUACUCUAAUUUUUUUCAAUUUUCAACAUUUUUAAAGGCUUAAAAUACAAUUUGUCAUCACAGACCAAAAAUAAGUACUAAUAUGAAAAUAUAAGAGAAAUGGAAAAUGAAAAUAUAAGAGAUCAGUGGAUUAAGAAAAUAAAAUUCAGAAAAUUUUCUUGGUCCUUUAGACACGGUGUGUGUGUGUGUGGUUGCGUGUGUGUGUGAGUCUGCUGCAUGCCCAUAGUGGCCAAAACAUGCCAAGGGCCCAUUCACUGUACAGCCGUCAUUAUUUUUUACACUCAUGUGAAAACAACAGAGUGGUCCACUCCACCGGCACGAUUAAAAUAACAUUUUCAAGAGCGGAAAAAUAUGAUGGGGGAAUAAUUGUCUUCUCUUUAUGCAGCAUUUUAAACUGCGGGUAAGUGAGGCCUGCUUUUGGAGGAAGCAGAGCUGUGUGCGUAGUUGUGUGAAUGCAACUGUAAUGUGUAUGUGUUUCUGCCUGUGAAAGUGUGAAUGCAAUGAAUGUGUGUGUGUGUGUGAGAGAGAGAGAGAAAGAGAGAUCGUGAAUGAAUGUGUUUGCUGUUGUGGAGGGAAAAAGUCCAGGUAAGAGCGAAAUCACUGUGCCUGCCUAAACACUGGCUUGUUCCACAAGCCAAAGUGGUUUAAUUGAUAAACCAUUUAUGCUGCGGCCUAAUUGUAGAGUUUUACCACAGUUGUAGCUUUGUUUAGCUUUCUCUCCGAGUUACUCCCGUCAGAUGUUAUGUGUUCAGAUAACAGCUUUGAACUUAUUACCAGACUGUACAAAUGUACCAAAAAUGACUGUGAAAAGAAAUAAGAAUAUAAGAUAAAGGAAUUAGUUUGUUACAUGUAGAGUACCCUUCAAAGGUUUGGGGUCGGUAAGUAUUUUUUUAAUUAAUAAUUGUGAUAGUAAGAUUAUUUGUAAUGUUAAAAAGGAUUUCUAUUUUAAUUAAAUGCUGUUCU
Messenger RNA from Carassius auratus (goldfish), 3348 nucleotides. RefSeq names its product IQ motif containing B1 (gene iqcb1). NCBI's taxonomy places the organism in Eukaryota, Metazoa, Chordata, Actinopteri, Cypriniformes, Cyprinidae. The transcript has 13 exons. Bases 195 to 1985 code for a protein of 596 amino acids. The record is from RefSeq and is a predicted model, not a curated record. Gene Ontology annotation, biological process: cilium assembly. Gene Ontology annotation, cellular component: cilium. Gene Ontology annotation, molecular function: calmodulin binding.